Bursaphelenchus xylophilus (pine wood nematode) is the source of this 2805-nucleotide messenger RNA. NCBI's taxonomy places the organism in Eukaryota, Metazoa, Nematoda, Chromadorea, Rhabditida, Aphelenchoididae. The record is from the annotation of a GenBank genome assembly.
AUGCCACAUGAGAUGAAUAUCUACCGUACGUUCAGAGAAUACCAUCUGCACUAUGAGCUGUGGUUGACAGGGAUUUCGUGCGUUCUCAACGGCACACUGAUUUAUUUGGUUUUGACGACUAGGAAUAGUGUGAUGAGAAGUUACGGGUGGAUCGUGCUGAUGAGUGUGGCUGGGGAUUUGAUUUACACCUUUGUCAAUAUCGUCACCAUGGAGGUAGGCUCUCAACAGAAUCUGUAAAGGCCAAUUAUCGCUCCGGCGGAAAAAUAAUAAGCGCAAUAUUGCUGCGCCGAUUGCGUUGCUGAAGUGCAAUGCAAGUUGCUUCUUCCGCGAUAGAAUUCAUUUUCUCGGCGGCGAUGCAAUUUUCGAAGCUAAAGAGUGCUCAUUAUUUUCCCGACAGAUUGAUAAGCCGGCCAAAAAGCCUGUAUCAGUCUGUCGGGAAAAUAGCGUGGACCGCAAUUGCGACGAGACGAGACCUUUUGCUGCGACAAAUCCACAUUAUUUUCCCGACAGAUUGAUAAGUGUCGAAAGGCCCGACAACCCAGUAACGAGACGAGAAGCUCAAGAGUCAAGUGAUUUAUUCAGUGGAAAAGGAGGCCCUUUUAUAGGGAAGCCCCACGUGGGAAAUCUAAUUUGAAUAAAUGUAGAUCGUUCCUCGUGGGAAAAUCCCCGAAGUUCGGUCGUUCCGCCUCACAAUAAGCAAGCCAAAAGGUUUUGACAAGCUUGCACUGAGCGCCGCACGUCAAACUGAGGAGCCCGGUGACCGGAAUAGACUCUUCGCUAUCGGUGUUUUACAUUUCGUCUUGAUUUCCAGAGAAAGAGAGAAAAAAGACACGCAAAAGCGUACUCUCUCGCCCCAAAAAUUCCCCAUUUCUCCCCCGACAAAACGUUUUUUCGCGUCUUUUUUUGGCAUAUUCCCAAUCCAUUCACCGGACUGUUUUAGCUUAUCUCAGUUUGACGUGCGCCGCCGCGCAAAAAACCUCUCGCACGGAGACGAGGAAAGUUUGACGGCGCACGCCGACCACGCACAGUGCGAAAUGGAUGCUUUCGAGAAGGAUUGAAACCGUACAGUGCGAAAACAUGUCAGGACUAUUUCGUGGUCCGCCUAGUAUCAGUCUGUCGGGAAAAUAAUGUGGAUUCAUCACCCCUUGGAAUCGCCCAUCGCUUUGCAACGGCUAACCGCCGCCGGAGAUUUGGUGUGCGACUACAAUGAAGCGAGACACUUCACUGCGAUGAAUCCUUAUUAUUUUCCGGACAGACUCAUAUAUAGACUGAUACUAGUCGUUCCAGAAAGUGAGUGCACUUUUUUUCGCGGCGCACAGUGCAUUUUUCUUCUUUUUGCACUGUGCAAUUGUCGUCGCGCGCCCAAAAUGCGCGGCGACAGAGUUGAAAAAAGCUUGUGUCGCUGCGAUUUUUGAAUUGCACGGUGCAAAAGGUCAAAUGCACAGUGCGGAAAAUUUGCGACGAAAGGUGCAUGCACUUUCUGGAACGCCUAGUAUACAUACAUAAAACCCUUCAACCCUUCCACAUUUCAGGUAGUAGAAGUGAAAGGAGGGGUGUCCUUCUUUAUCACCCUCGGCCCCUUCGAACACACGGGAUACCCGUACAACUUCUUGAUGGCCUCUCUGUUCCUGGGCGCCCUGUAUACAACCGUUUUUACACUGGGAAUGCAAUUCGUUUACAGAUAUUUCGCCCUUUGCCGGAAUCCACUGACCGUGGCCGAGUUCGCAGGCAUGUAUUUCAGCGGGGUAUUUUCGAUGUUCGCCAUUGCGCUGCUAUCGUUUUUUGCGUUUCGAGAUAUGAGUGAGGAAGAUACGGAGCUGCUAAAAGGACAUCCGGCUUAUACCUAUGAUACGCCAAUUUAUAUGGCGGUCGAUCCGGUAAGAAUGUAAAUGUUGAAAAAAGUGUAAGAGCUAAGCCUUAAAAAUCACAUUUUAAUGUUUUAAAAAGGUAGUAAUUCAGUUGUAUUCAACUUCAGGGCUCUGUUCACUCCCGGCUUCAUAUCGCUUUCAGUCAAUCAACGGUGAUCUGCGUCUACGCUGUGAUCAUCUAUACGGGAAGAAAGAUCAACGCAAAGCUUCGAGAUGUUUCCACAGAUAUGAGCGAGUCUACGAGGGCCGCUCAUAAACAGCUCAACAAAGUGAUGAUCAUCCAGGUAGGCAGUGAUUUUUUUGUAAAUUUUGGCAAGUUUCGUGGUUGUUUAUUCCACAGACGGUAGUGUUUUCAUAAAAAAACUGAUUUUUUCCGCAGCCGACGUUUGCGGGCAACCAACACCUGAGGGUAGCCGGGUGGAGAUGGAGAAAAAUAUUAAAUGUUGGCAAAUUUCCAAAAUAUCACAGAAAUUUUUCCACCUCCACCCUGCUGCCCUCAGGUGUCGGCUGCCCGCAAACAAAUUUGCCCCUAAAGCGGUUGCCCGCAAAGUGGUUUCCCGCAAGUGUCGCGACAUCCGGGCCAUUUAUGCAAAUUCUUGGGAACUUCUAUGGGAAUUAUGACCCUAUAUUAGUCUACUUUGCAGCUGUAGACUUCCUCGUUUUUCAGGCUUCCUAUCCAGCGGUUGUUCUUGGCCUACCGAUCCUUGUGGCCACUCUGUGCAUCCAACUUCGAGUUGACGUUCUUUGGGCAGGACUAUAUCUAGUUCCGAGCGCGUCACUCAUUCCGAUGGCCAAUGCGAUAACCGUGAUGCUGGUUAUUCCUUCAUUUCGCAACCGGCUUCUUGGGAAGCUGCAGAAGAGUGGAAAGAUCAAAGGAGUUUCGGGUUCAAAGGCGUUUUCCACCGAACUCAAGCCAAAUAUGAGUUCGAUGUUGUGA